Ctenopharyngodon idella (grass carp) is the source of this 2577-nucleotide messenger RNA. Its product is annotated as T cell receptor alpha chain MC.7.G5-like. NCBI's taxonomy places the organism in Eukaryota, Metazoa, Chordata, Actinopteri, Cypriniformes, Xenocyprididae. Bases 1235 to 2179 code for a protein of 314 amino acids. The record is from RefSeq and is a predicted model, not a curated record. The transcript has 6 exons. Gene Ontology annotation, biological process: response to bacterium.
UUGAGAAGAAACCAUCCAAAUCAACACUCAAAAUCAGAAAAGUGAAUGACUUUUAAGAGCCAAUAUCUAAACUAAACAAAUAUACAAAUAAACACAAGGUGGCAGCAGAGACCAUAUUCAGUACAAGAGGGCCACAGAUGACAUUCGUAGGUUUGCAGGUCUGUACAGCUUGUAUCAAUGCAAGAUUUGUAGUAUCUAUUCAAAACAAUAUUUUAGAACAUGCAAAUUCAAAUAAUUUGAAUUCAGUUCUACACAAAAGCAAAACUUGAGAAAACAUUGGUUGAUUAUAGUAUGUUGUUAAGUAGCUUAUGUUCAUUAUGUUGUGAAGGAAAAAAAAAAAAAUAGCCCAUCAAGACAGAUAACAUCUAACACAAGACGUUAGGCCAAACAACAACUUCUAGAAACUGAGCUGACAUUAACAGAUAACAUAAUCUCUAUUGCAUUAUUACAUCAUGUUGACAAUGUAUGUGUACACAGUAAUUAUUUGACAUUGAAUCAUUAAUUCUGUAAUUAUCACAUCUAUUAAAUAAAAACAUGUCACUGUAAAAAAAAAAAAAAAAAAAAAAAACACAUGGAGAGAGAGAGUACAACCAUUAAGUUAAUGAGGCCAAGACCAAAGAAACUUUUUGUAAAGGCUGUUUCACGAGUUUGUGUGCCCAUAUAAUCUUAGCGUAAGUGGUAAACAGAUUUGGCUUGCUGUCUGCUAUAGAGGGGCUCGGAGAGGAUAUUCUACUCGAGCUCCGAUUGCACCCCUAUAACAGGCAAAAUUGUAAAAAAAAGGAGGAGAAGGGGAGGAGGAGGGAUGCCGAAAGAACUAACAACAGGAAGAGGUAAGAUGCUGGUUUUAUACCUUGGUAUAAAUUGGAAGAUUAGAUGGGCGUACUCCUCCCGAAAUUACGUUUAUUAACUUCACUUAGUUUAUGGAAAUUAUGUCACUGGCGUGUGUAAACUCACACAACCACCGAAUGAAUGAAAAUUAAUGGCCUUAGAGACUAAUAUACCUUAACCUUAAUUACCUUAUACCUUAAUAUACCUGUUUGUUUGUAUUUUAGCAUACUGCAAGAAUCUAAUCUGUGGUUUCAACUGUGGUGUCUGUAAAACUGUGUCAGGUCCAGGAAAUGGGUAAUAGUGCUAACAGAACAGAAUCAUGUGACAGCGCAAUACUUCAAGGUAUUUGUUAUACAACAUUAUAGCCUAACUGUGGUUGAGCUUCUCUGACAGCCUGUAGAAGAAAAUGGAUAAAACACUUUGUGUGAUGGCUUUACUUUUAAUGGAAAUGUUGGUGAAGGGACUAUAUGGAGACAUCAUACAUCUGGAUUCAGUUUUAUCAGUUCAUGAAGGAGAUACAGUGAUAUUGUCCUGCUUCAUUCCAACAAAACAAAUAAGUGUGGCUUUAUGGUACAAGCAGGUCACUGGAGAAGAACCACGUCUCAUUGCUUCCUCCCUUCUCCAAUCAUCAGAAAGCCAAUUUCACAAUGAAUUUGACAGAAAUCAUUUUGAAGUGUUAAGAGAGACUGACUCUUUUAAUCUGAAGGUUCUGAACACUGUACAAUCAGAUUCAGGCACAUACUAUUGCGCUUUCUCUUUCUCUAAUAUUAUUGAAUUUGGAAAUGGCACUCAUCUGGUUAUUAAAGGAGCAGAAACCAGCAAACCCACUCAUCUACAGCUGCCCAAGUUUGAACUAGUUGAGUCGGAGGUAAAUGUGCCUCUACAGUGUUCAAAACAAAAUCAGUUAGUGAGUGGUGAAGGUGAACACCGUCUCUACUGGUUCAGACAUCGAUCAGGAGAAUCUCCUUCAGGAUCCAUUUAUAUUCAUGGAAACACCAGUGAUUCAUGUGUGAAGAGCUCUGAAGCUGACUGUCUUUCACCGACCUGUGUGUACAACCUCCCAAAGAAAACUUUCACUUCCUCAGAAAAGGGAACUUAUUUCUGUGCACUGGCCACAUGUGGGGAGGCUUUAUUUGGAAACGUUUCUAAUCUGAAUCCUGACAACUUCAAGAGCCAGAACACACGCUUAAUCUUUGUAAUUGGCCUUACGGUGCUGCUGACAUCAAACAUUACGAUCAAUAUUCUGCUGCGCUGCAUCAGGAGAAAAGAGUCAACAGAACGAAAAUAUCAACAAAUCCAGACUACUGAUGAUGAUGUGUCAAUAAUUCAGUAUAAGGAAGUGAACUUUUAGCCACCACCCAUCACCACCAAACAGAAGAGACGAAGAGCAAAGAAAAACACCAGACAUACAAUAUUCGUCAAUAACCAUGAUUGUAUUUGAACAAUUCUGAAAAUGAUUUUUUGAUCAGUAAAUGCUGUUUACAGUAAGUAGUUAUUAAUGGGCUGAUAUGCUGUACUGAAAAUAUCUUCCCUAAUAUCUUAUUGUAAUGAUUACAUGCUGUAUACAUUUUUUUAUUUGCUUUGCUCAACUGCGUAAUCAACAUUAACAGCCACGAAAAUGUAAAACAUAUAACAUUCUAUGCAUUCUGUUUGUGCCACCACUGUACAAUUACUUUUUGUUCUUAUAUAUUUAUUUUACAGAUAUAUAAUGGCAUAAAUAAAGUAGUUUACAUGUGUUUUGUUGUGUUA